CUUCACGACGACUUGCGCGCCAUACCAGGCAAGAAUGAGAAGGCGACACCACCUCGGGAACACCCCAGCUUGUAGAUACGCUUGCCAUCUGUCCAGUGCUCUUCUGCAAUUGGCAACAUGAGUUCUGCUCCAAGGCGGACAAAUCUGGCAUGCAACUACUGCCGCUACAGAAAACGACGAUGUGAUGGCAGUGUUCCAACCUGCAAAAUGUGCCGAGACAGAGGCCUAGAUUGCGUGUACCAAGACGGCCCAUCCCCGAGAACUGACAGGCGUGAUCUAUCUGAUGCUCGAAUAACCCGCUUAGAUACAAUUGAGGACGUGCUACGACAACACGCUAUGAUCAUCAACUCCCUCCGUCCAAGUCCGCCACGGCCGUCCGUGACGUCCUCCUCCACGCCCACAUUUGCUUAUGAGGACAUACCCGGCAUGAGUACAUCUCAGCCCCAGCAAGAAGUCCAGCAAGAAGAUUCUGGACUCGGUGACCCUACAAACGCAGGGAAUGGCCCACAGGACGAUCCAUCGGCACAAGCAGACCAUCAAGUUCCUCCACUGACAAUCCCUCUUGGUCACCAAACCAGCACAAGCAGCCUUCUUAUGUUACCGCAAAUGCGUACACUGGUGGGUGACUUCCCAGAGGAGUUUCUCUUCUUGGUCGAAGAUAAUCGACCGCAGUCGCUGUGGUUGCAACACAUCAGUUCGAGACGAGGCGACAUGGAGGAGGACUUUCUGCAGAUUGACAGGUCAUUUGCGGACACCUGGUUUGAACGAUACUGGACACUGGUGCAUCCGUAUAGACCUCUCCUUGACCAGGAGGAUAUGUCCUCACAAUAUGAGAGGAUAAUGAACCAAGGGCUCCAGGAGGACUCAUACUCUGCUCUCCUUUUGUGUCUGCUCGCACUGGGGGCUACUGCGUUGGAUCCUAUUGAACCCACCCCCGUCGGACACACCGGCGACGAGCUGAUUAGAAAAGCACUUCGCAUACUUUUCCCGUCCUGGGCUGUGACGUUCAGCGGAGACCUUGUUCUAUCUCAGGCACUCGUUCUCUGCGCUCUUUACUUUUGCUACGUGGUGGAACCAUUGAUGGCCUGGAGGCUUACACAUAUGGCGUCAACAAGUGUCCAGCAAAUGCGCAGAGGACAUUUAUCCCAGAGCACCAAUGAAGGUGUCAUUAGGGUCAGUUGGGCGUGCUUCCUGAUCGAAUGCAAUAUCCUGGCCGAGUUCCAUCUACCUAGAAGUGGCAUCGAGCCCCUGGUUGACAGGUUGCCUUUUCCGACAUACAGUAAAGUCACCGCGUCAGAAAGCUUGUACUCAUUGGCCGACAUAUCAGCAAGGUCCUUGCUUAAUCGGAUCCAUCAUACCGUGUACUUCACUGACAGCCUCUCCCUAUACGCCGGUCGGUCUCAGAGCUCGUGUGGAAUCCUCUCGUCUGACCCCGAUGCGUCGUUGUUAAGAGUGUGCGAGGAACUCGACCGUCAGCUCGAAACAUGGUACGAAUCACUACCCGAGGCCAUUAAACCGGAUCUUUUCGGCAGGCCAAGGGGCAGUGACCCAACUUGUGUUCUGCGUCUGAGAUAUUGGUCUGCCAAACACAACAUCUAUCGACCAUUUGUAGUCUACGUGACCUCACGUGCUGCAGAACGAGAGGGAAGCAUACCGGCAAUAGCUCUUGAGCGUUGCCAGAUUUGCCUGUCUGCUAGCCGGAUCUUUCUUCUGACUGCUGGUCAUGUUCUGUCGCAGAGGUCCCCAUACACUUUUAGUACAGCACAGUGCUGUGUAGGCUAUGCGCUUAUCAUCGCGCUCGCUGCCCAGACUCCUGCACUGGCCGACUCCGUUGACGACGUUUCACAGCUGCUGGAGACGGCUGUUGGGCUUCUGAGACCAUGGGCACUACCUGGAUCGAGCAUUGAAUGCGGCCUUGAAAUCUCCCUCAUGGCUGUCACUCGGUUGCUAAAAAUGAAGCAUAGGUUUUUUACAAUAUUGAAGAUUCAAUGCAAGAGCGAGAGACUUGAAGUCAACAUGAACAGCUGCAUGCAGAGUGCAAGCCACUGACGGGCUGAUGGAGAUCAUUAUAAGAUCGCCCCUUUUAAAGCACUCUCUCCACGCAACGUCCGACCUCAGUCUCUGUCCUUACUAGCCUCUGGCCGCCAUAACCCUUUCAAUAGCCACCUUAGCCUUUUCUUCGGCCCCGAGGAAAAAUCUACAGGCAUCUGCGAACCUUCUAUUCAGCACCGCAUUCUCUGCGAUGAACUGGUCAAGCUUUUUCCCGCCAUCCACCACGAAGUCUGUGUCCAUCGUGGCUUGCACUCCAUUCCAGUCGGGUCCGGAAAGCGGGUCCAGGGUCUCCAGUGUCUUCAGACGCUCCGCAACGGCGAAUUCAGCAUACGGAUGCUUGGGCUUCUUGUUGAGCACCGGAGGAAGGGUGUCCAGUGUCUCCAUGAGCUUCUUGAGAUUGGGGCCCUGAACGGUGACAUGUUGACAACCCAAUUCGGCCAUCGCAAGAACCUCGGUGAUGUUGAAAUGGCUGUGGCAAGCAGCAAGUGUCAGCAGCAGCUCUGCAGCAAUCCGAGCAGCGCUCUCUGGCGCACGACUUACCUCGCAAUGACCAUAAUCGGUUGCUCCUUUCCAGUCUGCCCAUAAGCUUGGGCAAAUGUCUUCAGUAUGUGUAUUACGCGGGCUGACAUGGGAUGCUAGAGGGACUGUCAGCUUGUUGCACCGAUG
Messenger RNA from Cladophialophora immunda, 2718 nucleotides. RefSeq lists its product as uncharacterized. The transcript is spliced from 7 exons. NCBI's taxonomy places the organism in Eukaryota, Fungi, Ascomycota, Eurotiomycetes, Chaetothyriales, Herpotrichiellaceae. Gene Ontology annotation, molecular function: zinc ion binding; DNA-binding transcription factor activity, RNA polymerase II-specific; DNA binding. Bases 118 to 2049 code for a protein of 643 amino acids. Gene Ontology annotation, biological process: regulation of DNA-templated transcription; DNA-templated transcription. The record is from RefSeq and is a predicted model, not a curated record.